This is a messenger RNA of Mus caroli (Ryukyu mouse), 2243 nucleotides long. Its product is annotated as solute carrier organic anion transporter family member 6A1. Gene Ontology annotation, biological process: transmembrane transport; sodium-independent organic anion transport. Gene Ontology annotation, cellular component: basolateral plasma membrane. The record is from RefSeq and is a predicted model, not a curated record. Gene Ontology annotation, molecular function: protein binding. NCBI's taxonomy places the organism in Eukaryota, Metazoa, Chordata, Mammalia, Rodentia, Muridae.
GUUAGAGUGGCAGCGACAGCAUCAGUCAUCUGAGCCCAGGGAGUACACAGGUAUCUUCAAACACACCUGCACGGACCUGCUUCUAAUAAAGAUAAACCAUGGACCAGAAUCCGGAACAAAUGCACAACAGCACUGUGAAGGCCCGGGUGGACAAUACUGUGGAGCCUCCAGUGAACAUCACUGGGGAGGCUCCGGUGGGGGAGUGGAAUGACGUUAGAGAAGUCCAUUUUCAGACAAAACUUCAAGCUGCCAUGUUAGAUAUUGCAAGUCUCCAAAAUCCUGUCUCUGAAAACUCAUCGCAGUUAUCAGAUACAAUGCAAGAGGCUUCCUUGGAGGGGCCAUUCGGCUUGGGGCCUCUGGUUUUCCCUUCUUUGCAGCGUUUCAACAACAUUAACUAUUUCCUGAUCUCGUUCUGUAUAUUAUCCCUAUCUCAAGGUACUAUAACUGGUCUCACUCAUGUGAGUACUGGAAAUUUUGAGAAGGAUUUUUAUCUGUCAAGGGCAGAGAAAGUUAUAUUGACCAUCUCUUAUGAUCUUGCAUCUUUAUUGGUAGCAAUACUUGUAGCACACUAUGGAUGUAAAGGGAACCGGUCAAAAUGGUUGGCAGCUGCUGCCUUUUUAGUAGGACUUGCAUCAAUUUUAUUUGCCAUUCCAUACUUGAAAUAUGAAAUUGUACGUCCGGUGAAAGAUAGUGAAGAGUUGUGCAUAGAUGAAGAAGAAAGAACAAUGCCAUACAAUUGUGAGGAAAACAUAGUACCAUUCAAAUCAGAAAUUAUCAUUUUUUCCGUCAUCGGGCAGUCUCUCCAGGGAAUUGCAGGAAUGCCGAUGUAUAUCCUUGGUGUAACCUACAUUUAUGACAACAUUUCCACAUACAAGGCUGGCAUCUAUUUAGGUAUCGCAGAUGCUGCAUAUGUGCUGGGAUAUGGUCUGGGCUAUGCAGUAGGAUCCCCAAACCUUAGGCCUUCAUUUAAUCACAGUUCGGAGGAAGAGGUAAAUGGCAACUUUCUUCUGUGGCAGUACAAUUGGUUUGUUGGUUUUCUGUUUGCCACUCUGCUUGCAUGGUUCACAUUUUUCCCAUUUUUAUGUUUUCCACAUCGUUUACCUGGUGCACACAAGCUAAAGCUACAGAAAGUAAAGGACCCUCUCUCCUUUUACAAGAAGCUUAAGAAUAUGAAAUAUGGAUAUAAUUUACAGGAUUUGCUUCAUGCUCUUUGGGGUCUGUUGAGGAACCCACUGCUGAUGUGCUACUCAAUGUGCAAAGCCACAGAGUCCUUGGCUUCUAUUGGAGCUGCAGAAUUUUUGCCCAAAUAUAUAGAAAGUCAGUUUUUGUUAUCACCCUCACGUGCCACUCUGCUCACAGGAAUUAUUUUAGUUCCAGGAAGUGCACUUGGCAAUUUUCUGGGAGGUUUCAUUGUUUCCAAGUUGAAGAUGUCUUCUAAAAACCAAAUGAAAUUUAUAGUGAUAAUGUCUAUCAUAUCACUUCUGCUUUUAAUAUUAAACAUUUUUAUAAAGUGUGAAAGAGUGAAAUUUGCUGGAAUCAGUGCCAAUUAUGAUGGAACAGGUAGUUUGGGAAACCUCACAGCUCCAUGCAAUGCACACUGUGGUUGUGAAAGUUCCAUCUAUUCUUCUGUCUGUGGAAGAGAUGAGACUGAAUAUUUCUCUCCCUGCUUUGCAGGCUGCCUUGCUUCUAAACACCUAGACUAUGACAAGACAUUCUACAAUUGUUCUUGCAUUAAACAUGGAUUGGCAAAUGCAGAUUCUGAAGCUGAUCUCAUUGAUGCCACUUCUGGAAAAUGUAACACCAAGUGUUAUGCAUUGCCUUUGUUUUUUGCUUUUUUCUUUUCUUCAAUUGCUUUUUCUAGUUCAGUUAGUAUACCAAUCACCUUGAUUAUCCUCCGAACUUUACCUCAUAAUUUACAUUCACUGGGCAUAGCUGUGACCUAUACAACUUUGAGAUUAUUUGGAUCCAUCCCUGGGCCACUGCUUUUUCAAUUAACAACAAGACAUUCUUGUAUUUACUGGGAUAUAAAUAAAUGUGGACUCAAAGGACGUUGUUGGAUCUAUAAUAAGUUAAAAAUGAUGUCCAUACUGAUGGGAUUCUGUAUUUUUUGCAAAUUGGCCACAACCUUGUUUACUCUCUUGGCAUUUUGUAAAUAUAAUGUUUCCAGAGUUGGAAGUAAGAAUGCAAAGAAAAGAAAAAGAGACAAAAAAUAAAAAAAUAAUUAUUAACUGAUUUCUUCCUUG